AGACCACCACCAGCACCACCACCGGCGCUGUGCCUCGGACUUGUGUGGUAUGAAAAAGGCGCAUACACUUGACGUGUAAGCGGCGGCGACGACCCCUUGUUCAUCAAGGCGCAGUUACAUAAAGCAACAGGGCCACAACGUUGCUCCUCGCCUUCCUUUUUCUGUCCCUCAUCAACGUCUCCUGCCACUACCAUCUCCCAACCUCGACAAUACCGUUAACGUUAACCCGGAUUUGAUAACCAUAACUUAUCAUAUCCUGACGAAAAGGCAACAAUGCCAUCAACAACGACAUCAACCUCAAGUACAUUAGGAGCAGGGAGAGGUGCAUAUAGUCCAUGUCGACUAAGUGGACGCGCCCUUGUCGUCCUAUUCCUUACAGUUUCCGCAUCUGCAAGUCCAACACCGACGAGGACCAAGAGAGAUACAAGUACCCCUACCCCUACCCCUGCACCGGACACCACGGGCUCUCUCCUCACUACUUGGCUACCAGUAGCAAUAGUCAUGAGUAUUAUCCUAGCUGUAUUUGGGCUCACGAGGACCUCUCACGGACGUGCCUUCAUCGCCCGCAUGCGUGGACAACAAGGGACAACCCCUGCACCCGCUGCUGCGACGACGCCAAGGGUCGUACGGCCUAGAAGGAGGAGACGAGCGAGUCAAAUAUCGACGAAGAGUUUGCCGGCGUAUAUGGAGGAGCCGGGGGACGAAGAGCUCGUCCUGGUCAGGAGGACCGCGGCUGCGGAAGAGCAAACUACUACGAGUAUGUCAGAGCAUACGCCAGACACGAUCGACACGGCGACACUUGCCUCUUCCUCCCCUUCCUACACCGCGCCGGAGCAUGAUAGCCCAGGGGACGGCCCAGACGGGAUGACACCUGGCCACCGCCGAUCUCUAUCCCUCGGAGAAUCGAUCGGUCAUCACAGUGCAGACACGGCGCAAGGCUCAGACGAGAGCACCACGGGCCUCAUUCGUGCGGAGCGGAGGGUGAGCGUGCGCAGUAACGCUCCAAGCUAUAGGGAUGUCGUCAGUGAGGAAGAGGCAGCGAGAGUCAGCGCAGACCUACAUAGGAUGCGGAGCGUGCGCGAAGAGCGGGAGGCAGCCACCACUCAGGAACAGCAGGCCAACCAAGGGGCGACCGUGACUCG
Molecule: messenger RNA, 1142 nt
Organism: Dacryopinax primogenitus
Lineage: Eukaryota; Fungi; Basidiomycota; Dacrymycetes; Dacrymycetales; Dacrymycetaceae
Exons: 3
Coding region: 336-635 (99 amino acids)
Source: RefSeq, a predicted model, not a curated record